This is a messenger RNA of Impatiens glandulifera, 1114 nucleotides long. RefSeq lists its product as uncharacterized. Gene Ontology annotation, cellular component: SCF ubiquitin ligase complex. Gene Ontology annotation, molecular function: protein binding. Gene Ontology annotation, biological process: SCF-dependent proteasomal ubiquitin-dependent protein catabolic process; protein polyubiquitination. The record is from RefSeq and is a predicted model, not a curated record. The coding region runs from base 212 to 928 and encodes 238 amino acids. The transcript is spliced from 4 exons. NCBI's taxonomy places the organism in Eukaryota, Viridiplantae, Streptophyta, Magnoliopsida, Ericales, Balsaminaceae.
GACAAAUCUGUAACGUCUGUUGUUUUCCAAGAAUGACGGGCACCACACCGAUCAAUUCGUGGAGUAAAGAUUGACAUAGACACUGCUAACAAGCAAGAAAGAACACCACAGAAAGUCUACUGACAGUUCUGCACCAGAUUCACAUGUAAAUUACAAACUCAUAUUUUUAUUCCUUUUCCAUUGAUAAUUAAUCAUCAAUUCAUAACCAGAGAUGAAUCAAUCGGACCCAUGUUUCCUUACCUCCUUGCCGGAUGAUAUUGCCCACAAAAUCGUCUUCUUGCUUCAGGCACCGGACGUGUCUUCUCUAGGUAGUUGCUCUCGCACUUUUCGAGACCUGUGCGGUUUGGAUUCUGUGUGGUUGGGUCUAUGUAGAGAUAGAUGGCCAUCACAGGAAAUCGUCCAAGAUUCUCUCAAGGGAUGGAAGGGAUCUUACAUAAACAAGCACAUGGAGAUGACUGAAAAAGCAAAAAUUGUGGUUAAGUUCGUUGAUCAAUGUUUCUCUAACGAAUCAAUCGAAGUUGGGUAUUAUCUAGCCGCUAUUGAGAACCUGAGGAUGUUCAGGUUUGGAUUCAAAGAUGUGGAGAUAUUGUUUUUCAAACCAGAUAUGAAUGUGAUUCUUAAUUUGGUUGGUUUACAUUAUUGCAUUGGUUGGCUUGGAGUACCUGUUGAGGAUGUGAUUGAAGCGCUUAGGUGCACCAAGAUUCCAGACAGGGAAGUUUGUGUUCGAUGGUGGAAGCUUGGGAGAUGGUUUUAUGGAUUUCGUAUGCAUGAUGAAUCUCGGUUUCGUCAGAUCUCAUUGAAGGAUCUCAUAAAGGGUGGAGAAGAUGAAGUUAUGAGAGUUCUUCACCGUGGUGCUCUUCAUGAAGUCAUGCGUGUACAGAUUUCAGUUACUAAACUCAUUCCAGUUUCAUCUUGGGCAACAUACUAAUAUGAACAACUUAAUAAUAUUGAAUAAAUUGUAAAUUUGUGUGUGUAUGUAUAUUCUCAUUCAGUCAUUCAUUUCUUUCAUUGAACUUGAAAUUGCUUGCGUGUACAGAAAACUUGAAAUGAAACCGUAUUUGUCUUGUAAAUUGAUUGAUUGAUAAUAAUAUACAUGAUGAAUGAUUUGGGUAUA